Messenger RNA from Paramecium sonneborni, 174 nucleotides. NCBI's taxonomy places the organism in Eukaryota, Ciliophora, Oligohymenophorea, Peniculida, Parameciidae. The record is from the annotation of a GenBank genome assembly.
AUGGAUCCUUUAAGCUAAUCAAGUUCUUUUUUUUUNAAGCAGGACCAUUAAAAGGUGUCUUAGGAUUCACUAGUGAUUAAGUUGUCUCAUAAGAUUUCCUUCAUGAUGCUAGGUAUAUAUAAUCUCUUAAUUUUAGAUCAUCUAUUGUUGAUGCUAAAGCUGGUAUUGGAUUGA